Messenger RNA from Mercenaria mercenaria, 1262 nucleotides. RefSeq lists its product as uncharacterized. The record is from RefSeq and is a predicted model, not a curated record. Lineage: Eukaryota; Metazoa; Mollusca; Bivalvia; Venerida; Veneridae. The transcript has 6 exons. The coding region runs from base 270 to 626 and encodes 118 amino acids.
UCCCAGUUGUUAUCUGCCGGCAUAUGGGCUAAAAUUUAAAUUUACUGUACAAGGAAAAAUAUGAACUUUCAAAUAAUAAUAUAUCUGUCAUUGUUUGAGUUGUUGAAGACUAAAAGCUUCUAUAAUGAAUUAAUACUGAAACAUUUGUAUCUGACUCCUAAUUAUUUAUGUCUUGGUUACUUAGUGGAGUCAGACAGGAUCGGCGUAUAACGAAGAAGUGACACUGAAUAAGAUAAUGCACCGGCAAAGGGGAAUCAGAACUCACCAAAAUGAACGACGACAGUGGACAAAACAUAUAUGUGCCUACACUUGGUGGCACGGGAGAGAACGUCAAUGUGGAUGCAAGUGAAGGCGCUUGUCCACCUUCACCUUACGGCCCGGAAGAGAACGUCAAUGUAAGUGGAAGCGCUUAUCCACCUUCGCCUAGCGGUCCUGAGCAAAAGACAGCAAUUCUUUGCCAGACGGUAGAUGUACCUACAAUGGUACACUCCCAGUAUCAACAAUAUGAUUGUACUGUGGUUUUGCAUGAACCAGUUCAUGCUUUCGUUCCUUCAGGUUCGACCAUAUUGACAUCGGAAUAUGUUGUUGCAAUGGGGCAGCUUCUUCUAAGAUACAACAAGAUGUAAAAAAAAUAGAAACUAGAUGCAUAAAACACUUCUAAAUGUCUGUCAUACUUCUAGAAUGUUAAAAUAACUUAGCAACUCCAUUUCAGUAUUUCAUUUUAUGAUUUCUUCUUACACAAAUGCAGAAGUGGAAUAAAUGGAGUAUGUAUGAAUAUCUAGCUAAAAGAUAUAUUCUUACAGAUAUUGUAUAGUGUAACCAUACAUCAUUAGCAUCAAUAACAGUUGUUUUGUUUUAUUUCAUUACAACUAUCUGUAAAUAGAAAAAUAGAUGUAUAUAUUUGCAAUUUUUUCAAUGUCUUUACUACUGAACAAAAGCAGAUCUUGCUGCUUUUAUAAUAGGCUCAAAGUUCUUGUUUGAGUGAUAGUAUGUAGGUUACCAAUUUGUAAGUAGGAUUUACUCCACAUUUGAAAACAAUAUUUUUACGCUGUUAUAUUUUCUGAAUAUGAUGAUAGUUAUUUUCUGUUUAAUCAACUGUGCAGUUUAACAUUUUAUCAGUAUUUGUUAUCCUGAUUUUGAUGUUAAUCUUUAGUCUGUGAUAUUUAUAUGUCUAUUAAUAUCAGUUAUUUAUAUGUAAAUAAGAUGAAUGUUAAUAUAUUUGAUAGAUAAAACAUGAAUAUACUUUAUAACAAAAUAAAAUG